AUGGAGCGAUUGCAGGCAUUGAGGCCGCUGGCUGAGGAGCGGAAGGCUCGCAGAGCACCAUGGGUGGCAGAGCCACGGAUGCAGCUGAGCCUCUCUUCUGACUGCACUGGCUUCGCCACUUUUGCGCAGGCAGCGGCGCACUUGGGUUUCAGAGUCCAGCACACAGUGUGCUCCGAAUGUGAUCCUCAAAAGAGAGUGUUGUUGCAAGCUGUGCAUGGCGCACUGGGGGUGGAUUCUGGGCUGGUGCUAGAGGACUUGCGACAGCGUUUGCAGCAGCCUUCGUGCAAAUCGCUUUUGCACGAGGGCGGGUAUCCCUGCCAGGGUUUUAGCUCUAUGGGCAAGGGCCGCGGCAUUUCAGACCCUAGGGGUGAGUUGUUACUUGAUGCAGUAGAGAUUAUCACGCGGGAUCAGCCUUUGGCCUUCGUGAUUGAGAACGUGGCCAGCCUGGCAUCGGAUGAAAAGUAUUCAGAGAUUUGGCAGGCGAUCCUGGGAAUCUUCCAGGUCGGCGGAUACGACGCGACCUGGCGGAUUUUAGACAGCGCGGAUCACGGCGUGCCUCAGAGCCGGCUGCGCGUCUACUUGAUCGGUGUCCGAGAUGACCACGCCAGGCGUGGCGAGAUGUCUUUGUUGACGUAG
Molecule: messenger RNA, 636 nt
Organism: Effrenium voratum
Lineage: Eukaryota; Dinophyceae; Suessiales; Symbiodiniaceae
Source: the annotation of a GenBank genome assembly